Paramecium tetraurelia is the source of this 1731-nucleotide messenger RNA. RefSeq lists its product as uncharacterized. The record is from RefSeq and is a predicted model, not a curated record. The transcript is spliced from 4 exons. NCBI's taxonomy places the organism in Eukaryota, Ciliophora, Oligohymenophorea, Peniculida, Parameciidae.
AUGCAAUCUCCUCUUCGAUUGUAUUCUGCCUAAAGAGCAUUCACUUGUAGGAAUAUGGAGACCAAACCUUCUUUUUUCAUUUCUAAAAGUAUGAUCAUCAAUCACUAUCCUUAAAGAGGCCAAAUAAUCAAAGAAACAGAAAGAAAUCGAUAAUCUCAACGAAUAAUUAUUAAUGGUCAAGCAAUCCAACAAUCUACUAUUCGAAGAAAACAAACAAUUAAAACAGCAAAUAUUGCACUUCGAGAAAUAAUUAAAUAAACAAGAAAAGUUACUCAUUUUGAAUAAACAAUCUAAGGCCGAAUCUAAACAUAGCGACUUAGAUUUACAAAUAAGAAUGAAAACAGAAGAAGUACCAUAAUUGUUAUACUAGACAUGUUCCGUUAUUGCAUAUCAAAAACAAAUCAAAGAUUUUAAGUCUAGAGACUAAUAUUAUUAGUAGCAAAUCGAGGAAUUAAAGAGAGACACAAGAAGAACAAAGCUACAAGAAUGUCAGGUUAAGUAUUAUACAUAUUGUUUAAGAUAGAAUGUAAGGUAAUCAAAGAAGUAUAUGAAAAAUUAAAAUUUAAAUACCAAGCAUUAAUGCAUUAAAUUUAAUUUAGUCAAAAAGAUGAAUUAUUGAGAGAUAACAUUAAAAUUAGUUAAGAAUUACUCAUUACUUAAUAAAAACUUUAAGAAUUAUAACUACACAAUAAGAAAAUUCAGCAAGACUUACACCAAUCUGAUUUUAAAAGAAUACGUAGUGAAAAGUUAGUGUUUGAUAAAGAAAAAGAGUUGAAACUAAUAUAGUUUGAAUAUAGUAAUCCAAAAAAAACAAUAAGUGAUUUAAAUCGAUAAUGGUAAAUCAGAUUAGAAAACCAAAAGUUAAUAUAGCAGUAACUUGAAGAUGAAUUGAGAUUAAGAAAUGAAAAAAUCAUCCUCUUAGAAAAGACUUUAAAAGAAGACAAGGCUGCUUAUCAACUUAAAGAGGCUUUUUACAAAAGGGAAAUUGAUAGUUUGAAUAUCCAAAUCGGAUAAUUAAAAGAAACUAUUUAACAUCUAGAAAAGGAGUAGAUGGUUGAACAAAGUUCGGAUGAAUAAGAGUCUAAAUCUGAAAAAUCGGAGAGAUAGACAUCCCAGUCUUACCAAAGACAAAAAACACAACUAUUAAUGAGUAGAAAAAAGAUUCAAAAAGUUAAUUCAUCUGAAGUAGAGAUCAUUGGAAAAGAGAUAGCAUUGAAAUUCUAACUAGCUUAAAUACCAUUCUCUAGAUUAGACUCUUACAUUUAUUCUAAAUCAUCGAGAGGUAUAAUCAAUCUAAAUGAAAUCAAUGAAAUUCUUAAGCAAUCUCCAUUUGAUUUGCCAGAUGACUAAUCUUUAUUAGUGGCAAGGUUUCUUGCAGAACCUGAACAAGAGGAAUGGAUCUAUUAUGAUAGUUAUCAAACAAACGAUGUUGUAAUUGUUAUUAGUAUCUUCCGAAAUCUGGUUAAACCUUUUGAUUUGAUCAACCCUCAGCUCUACGACACCAUACAUCAAGAAUUAAAAUAGAUUUUCAGACUCAACAAGAAUAAGUUAAUUGACUAUCUCAUGCUAAAUGGUGAUAAUUGCGAUCUAAAUUACUUUAAGAAAGCAUUUGAGUAUUGUGACAUUCCUUUAAGUUAAGAAUAAGAAGCAUAUAUUGCAAUAAAAAUAUAUGAGAAGUAUAGGCGAAUUGUUAAUUUGAAAUACUAAGAAAUAAUUGAUUACUUCAAAUGA